Capra hircus (goat) is the source of this 5397-nucleotide messenger RNA. RefSeq names its product transmembrane protein 178B (gene TMEM178B). Gene Ontology annotation, cellular component: membrane. The coding region runs from base 1673 to 2557 and encodes 294 amino acids. The transcript has 4 exons. Lineage: Eukaryota; Metazoa; Chordata; Mammalia; Artiodactyla; Bovidae. The record is from RefSeq and is a predicted model, not a curated record.
UGUGGGUUUCAGCCAAGGCUGCAGCGCCCGGCUCCCGAGCAAGAGAGCAAAGCCGCGGCUUCCUCCAGCGCCCCGCAGCCGGGCGAUGCGAUUUCCCGAGCCUCCCCGGCGCAGCCCGGGCUCUGGCUCCCUGGCACCGGCCGAGACCGCGAGGUCCCGGAGCCGCCACGGCUAGAGGAGGAGGCAGGGACGGGGAGCUGAGAGUCCCAGCCUCCCUCCCCCACCCUCGCCCCAUUCACCUCGGCGACCACCGCUCCUGGAGCCGGAUCGUGGAACGCCGAGGCCGGACGCGACUCUCUGCGUGCUGCCGAGUGAGCCGGCAUCUCAACCCCUGGGUGGGCUGCGAAGAAAAUGGUGCAGUCUGAGAGCGGCUGACCCCAGCUGGACCGAGCAGACGGAGUGCUGGAGUGCCGGGGUUCAGGUGGCGGGAGAAGGGGGCGGAUUGCGUCGGAGGGCCGGAGCCGUUGUUUUCCUGGGUACCUGCAGCACCCGGGCAGCACGUUCCCGGGGCUACACGGGAGCCCGAUGAAGUGAGGCGGAGGCGUCGCGGGAGAGGCGGGUUUGAAGGUGGCCGGGUGGACACUUCGGGAAGAAGACGGCAGUGGUGGGGGCGGCAUGACGCCCUGGGGGCUGGCUGCUGGGCGGGCCGGGCGCGGCGAUCGCGCGACCUGUCCAUGGUGUUGAAGGCGCCGUGCGUCGAUCCCCGCGCGCCCCGCUCUGUGCGCCCUGCCGGGUGCACCCUCCUCGGCGCAGCCAGCCUCUCGCGCCCGCGGGCUGCCGCCCAGUCGCCGCAAAGCCCCGACCAAGGCUCGUCCGGUAACGCCGUCUGGGUGACCGCACCGUCGGCCCGAGGGGCCGCCUGAAUGGCGAAGCAAGAGGCAGACGACCCGGGAGCUCGCGGGGAAAGGUCGGGCGAGACCGUGCACCGACUGGGAGCCCGCCUCUGAACGCUCCGCGCUGGCCAGAAGGAGCAAAGGACCAGCUGGUGACCAGAGGACACAGAAUUUUUAAAAAUUUUUUGGGUAAAAGACCUGAUCCAGAGACUUCUCUUGCAGACCAGAAAGGGUAGAGUCGCUGAGAGGGAGACCCAGGCGGGACUCAGGGCAGCCUACCCUGGCUUCUGGAGGUUUCCUGAGCUGGCCGGCCGCAUCGAGGGUGAUUCAAUUUAUCCCGUCGCCUAGCAUCUCCUCCUGAUAGACCCCUCCCCCAAGAAAGCCAAGCGAGUGGGUCCCGCCACUCUGCACAAAGAAAGCCCAGGAGUCCCACCGCAACAGAGGGCACUUCGUGUUUAGUUUCCGGCCCGAGGGCAGCGUCGCCCGAAACCCGGCUGAGUGCUGCGGGCGCGGCGGGUUCCGAGAAGCAGCUUCUUGCGGGGCAGGGAGGGGGCGGGAGGCGGCCUGGCCCGGCGCGGCGCCGCCAGAGGCUGCGCCUGCUCGGGAGGACGCCCAGGGGAUCGCCGGAGCCUCUCCCGAUCAGAACUUUUUACGCUGCCCGCCCCCAUCCCCUGAGGUCCCUGGGCUGCUCACCAGCAGGCAGGGGCCGAGGGGCGCCGCUGCGGAGUCCCCUUGCCGUCCGCUCCUCGGCUCGGCCGCCCGCAGCUUUGUUCCGGGCGCGCUGAGGGAAGGAGAGGCUGCGGCGGAUCAUGCCCAAGGUGUAGCCGCGAAGCGGAGGCAUGGCUGCCGGAAGGUUACUGCUCUACACGGGCCUCUCGCUAGCGCUCUGCGCCCUCGGCAUGCUGGCCGUGGCCAUAUGCUCAGACCACUGGUACGAGACGGACGCCAGGAAGCACAGGGACAGGUGCAAGGCCUUCAACACUCGCCGGAUCGACCCCGGCUUCAUUUACAACAACAACAACAACUUGCCACUCCGGGCCAGCCGCUCGCGCCUGGACCGCUGGGAGGGCAAGCUCCUCCGGGCCCGCAAUCGCCGGCAACUCUUCGCCAUGAGCCCCGCCGACGAGUGCAGCCGGCAGUACAACUCCACCAACAUGGGCCUCUGGAGGAAGUGCCACCGACAAGGCUUCGACCCCGAGAUCGCGGCCCUGAUUCGGAAAGGAGAAAUUGAGCGGUGCACGUACAUCAAAUACCACUACUCCUCAGCCACCAUCCCCAGGAACCUCACCUUCAACAUCACGAAGACCAUCCGCCAGGAUGAGUGGCACGCUCUGCACCUGCGCAGGAUGACGGCCGGCUUCAUGGGCAUGGCGGUGGCCAUCAUCCUCUUCGGCUGGAUCAUCGGCGUGCUGGGCUGCUGCUGGGACCGAGGCCUUAUGCAGUAUGUGGCCGGGCUGCUCUUCCUCAUGGGAGGAACUUUCUGCAUCAUCUCACUGUGCACCUGUGUGGCCGGGAUCAACUUUGAGCUGUCACGUUACCCCCGCUACCUGUACGGACUCCCCGACGACAUCAGCCAUGGCUACGGAUGGUCCAUGUUCUGUGCAUGGGGGGGCCUGGGCCUCACUCUGAUCUCGGGAUUCUUCUGUACCUUGGCCCCUUCUGUCCAACCUGUCCCGAGGACCAACUGCCCCAAAUCCAGACCCGAGAACGGGACAGUGUGCUAAAACAAGCAGCCCAUACUCACACCCACACACAUAUAUAUAUAUAAAUAUAUAUAUAAUAUACAUAUAUAUGACAAAGCUCAAUCAAGACAAUGCCAGUGCCAAGGCAGAGCGGGGGUCGGCUCAGGCACCCACACCUCGCCGGACUCUGUGUCGCCUCAUCACCGAGAUGGGGGAAGGCGUUCCCCUCACGUGGCUCUUCCAUCGAUCCGUAACUUCUGACUCCGUGGUUUCUUGAGGACAGCGUGAGCAUCACCCCUCAAAGACAGGGUCCCAAUUCCCACCACUCGCAAGGACGGGGGCAUGGAGGGGGGGAGGCUGGGGAGAGAUGGUGCCUGUGGUCCAGGGUGGCACAGAUGUAGACAAGAAAAUGCCCUCCCCUGAGCUGACAGGACGGGACACCACCCCAACCCCGAUCAUAUCGCAGAGAAACAACGCCCUUAGUUCAUAGAAUGUAACCAGUUCUUCGAGGCCGUUUCCAGAACCAUUUUAUUCUCCUGCUCUUCCUGUUCUGAUUUCCUUCCUGGCUGACCAGCGACACACCAGAAAGUGGAAGAGAAAACACACCAAAAGGAAGUUUUCUCUCUGCUGCCAAACUUUUGGAUGAAGUUCCGGAGGUGGGAAUGGGGAGAGAACGCCGUGCUGAGAGGCAAGACCCACAUCAAUGAAAGGACACUUCCGUGGAUGCUCAGAAAGCCCAGUCUUACCUUCCAGCUGCCUUACACCCAGUUAAACAAGAGGCUGCCCAGCCCUGAACCCAACCUGCGCUCCCUGGGCAGAUCGGAGCCUUGGAGUAACCUCUGGUGUGUGUGUAUGCGUGCAUGUAUGUGUGCAACAACUUUGGAUGGUUUCCUUUUUUUCCUUUUCACCUUUUAAAAAUACUGCUGGAUCAUGACUGUUGUCUAUCAUUUGUGGUGGUUUCCUGGCCCAGGAUGGAGGCCCUAGGAACAAGGUGGGCCUCUAUGGGUGCCAGUUCUGCAGCUUGACAUCCCUGCUGUGUGUGUGCGCGUCUGUGUUUUCUGAGUGUGGGAUUUCUAUCAUUUGUGUUGCGUUUUUCUAUUAUUUUUAGUGCAGCUGAAAUUCCCCGAGGGCAGAACCAAGAACGCAAGCACUGGGCAGAGGACCUGUGGUGCUGCACAUCUCGGGGCUGGGAUGCCACGGGACUCGGCCCCUAACUUUGGAGGUUCAAGACACAUCUGGGCACACAAGCCGUGAGCAAAGAAGGGAGCACAGAUCAAGAGGGAGAAGGGGAGUGGCCUCAGUUACCGCUGGAUAAAGUCCGUACACCAAACGAGACCUUUCCCUUCCCAUCACGGAAGCUGUCCUUUGUCACUGGACAUCCACCCCUUUGCUAGGGGCAACCUCUGUACAGACGAGAGAAAAUGGGUCCCAUGCAGAGAGAGCCGCCAUGUCCCAUGGGCUCCAAUUUGUAUGAUAUUGUGUAAAUUCACAGAGAACUCUUGACUCUUGCCAUCUUCGUCCUUUCCCUCUUGAUAUUCAAGGCCAUGAAUCCCCAAAUCACCAUUGUGAUGGCUAGCAUCCAAGCAGAGGUGGCCUCGGUCCAGCCCAGAGUCCCAGGCUUGGUGGAGCACGUUGGCACUGCAGGUGUUGGCGAGCUGUGAUGUCGGCCAGAGGGUUGUGAAAGCUAUGGGGACGGGAUCUGCUGGCAGGAGUGGGCAGCAGCAGCCAGUGGUCACCUCGGUGACCCCACAGGGGCCAAGCAGCCCUGGUAGGCAAAGAGUGAAUUCCCCGAGCAGUCCAGCCAUGGGUCCACCGCAUAGCCGAGGAUUCAGUUGUUUCAUAACUGAAUGUGCUCUGGGCACUUUGCCUCUCACUCAGCAGCCUUCCCCCCAGCCGUGCCCUCUGUUUCAUCUCCCUGUCUUCUGCCCCAUCUCCUCUCCAGCUCCCCCCUUCCCCCACCUAUGAACCAUUUCCCGUCUCACUCUUCCACCCACCAGGCUCUAAGUCCUGCCUCUCUCCUCAUCUGCUCUUAUUGACUGUGUGUGUAUGUGUGUGUGCAAUUCACGUCCAAAUAGGGCAUCUGACAUGCACGGAUGGGUGUGAGUGUGGGUCUGUGUGUGUGUGUAUCUCUGGUGCAUUUUGUGUACAUUUGUGUCAAUGCACACCUGGACACAGAUCCGGGUGUACUACUCAAGACUUCCUUGCUAGCGACACGGGUCAGCUUCCUCACAAAGGCUCACAUGUGAGUGCCCUGUGCGUGGGGUGCUGGGAGAUGACCUGGCGGGAAAUGCUGUUAGCUCCCAAUUGUACCUCUGAGGAUGACUUUUAAAAACAGAGGAUUUAUUCUAUGAGAAAGGAGAGAAUUUUCAGGAGAACCCAGUGUUUCAAUUGUUUAGGGAAUUUUUAAAAAAUAAUUUUCUUUGAAAAGUUCAAUUUCCCGCUUCAGGGGAAAGGCAUACUUGGGCUUGAGGAAAAGUAAGGGGAAGUAUCUCAGAUUGAGAGACCCGUGCCUCGCUUCCAGGCCUCUGGGCUGGGGUCCACCUGCAGGGAGAGGUGGGGGCCACCAGCCUUUGUUUGGGGCAGAGGGCUUGUCUGUGACCAGAUCACAGGGCUUGUGACCAGAUCCGAACUUCAGCUAGUUCCCAGUUGUGGAAAAAUGGAGAAAGAAAUUCCAAACAGGGCAAUUUGUAAACAGUCAUUUAAAUUCUUCUUAAGUAACUUUUCUUAAGGAACCAGUACUGUUCACCAACCUGUGAUUUAUACCCCUUUUUUAAAAAUCCUGUGCUUGCCAGCACUCUCUCUGACUGCUCAUCUUUAUUGUUGUUGUUAUUGAGUUGCUAAGUGGUGUCUGACUCUUUGUGACCCCAUGGACUGCAGCACAC